AGAGCGGCGCGAGGCCGCGCCGUGCCGGGCGCUGGUGGCGCCGCGAUCGCGGUAACGGUGCGGGCCCGGUGCGCUCCCGGUGCGCUCACUGUGUGCUCCGCUCCUCUCCGCUCCGCUCCGCCAUGCCAGCGCCGCCCGCAGGGCUUGCCAGGUAGAGAUCUCUGCAGUCCUCCUUCAGACUGUCUGGCCAAGCUGCGUCUGUCCACGUCCUUCAGGAGCCCGGGCCCAGCUGAAUUCCACCUGUGACCCUUCUGAGCAGAGCGUGGAUGUCGGGCACAGGGGCUGAUGCAGAGGAGGCUGCAUGGCAGUGAGCUGGCACUGUUCUGAAUUUCUGCCCUGUGCCAGUGAGGUCACACCUGUGUGGCACCUGUGCCUUCCCUGUGGGUGGUGGUGAACCUGAGCCACGCCGAGUGUCACCUGGUGUUUUGUGCCACAGGGAGAGGCAGAGUGUAAGGAUCAGGCUUUGUGAUGCUGCUGCACGUGUUAGAUGUAGUUUUGGUGUUUCCUAGGUUUUUUGGCAGCCUCUCUGUUGUUCACAGUGUUCUAUUAGCGUGAGGGCCAACCUUUCACUGUUGGAGUCGGUGAUUCCAGGGGAUUUGUUUCUGUUUAGGUUUGGAGCAGCACGGAAGGGAGGCAGCGCUGCUCUCUGUGGUUGCCUGGCUGUGGGCAGGCAUGGCCCAGGCCCUGCCGGCGCUGGCUGUGUGCUGCUGCUCCCCACGGGCCCCGGGGCGUUGCUGCGGGCUGCAGGGCUGAUGCGGUAGCGGCAGGGCCGGCUCCGGCUGCUCUCACCGUCUGUUCCUGGCACGGAGCGGCAGCGCCAUGGCUCUGGCAGCCCCCGAGGAGGCGCUGGGCUCCUCGGGCAAGCACUACGUGUGCGGGCUGUGCGCGGCCUUCACCAACAUCGCGGUGACGUUCCCCAUCCAGAAGGUGCUGUUCCGGCAGCAGCUGUACGGGCUGCGCGCCCGCGAGGCCGUGCGCCAGCUGCGCCGCGAUGGGCUGCGCACGCUCUACCGCGGCAUCCUGCCCCCGCUGCUGCAGAAAACCACCACGCUGGCCCUCAUGUUCGGCCUCUACGAGGAUUUCUCGGCGCUGCUGCUGAGCCAUGCCCGCGCCCCCGAGCUGCUGACGCGCAGCGUGGCCGCCGCGCUGGCCGGCACCACCGAGGCCGUGCUGACGCCCUUCGAGCGUGUGCAGACGCUGCUGCAGGACUACAAGCACCACGACAAGUUCACAAACACUUACCAGGCUUUCAGGGUGCUGAGGGCCUACGGGGUGCGGGAGUACUACCGGGGAUUGGUGCCCAUUCUGCUGCGUAACGGGCCCAGCAACGUGCUCUUCUUUGGGCUGCGCGGGCCCAUCAAGCAGUGUCUGCCCGAGGCCACCUCGCACAGCUCUCACCUGGUCAACGACUUCAUCUGCGGGGGGCUGCUGGGCGCCCUGCUGGGCUUCCUCUUCUUCCCUGUGAACGUGGUAAAGACUCGCAUGCAAGCUCAGAUCGGUGGCGAGUUCCAGUCCUUCUCCAAAGUGUUAGUGAAGAUCUGGCUGGAGCGUGACAGGAAGGUGAUCCACCUGUUCCGAGGAGCCCACCUGAACUACCACCGCUCUCUGCUGUCCUGGGGGAUCAUCAAUGCCACCUACGAGUUCCUGCUGAAGCUGCUGUGAGCCAUCCUGCUCGCGGGGCACCAGCACUCAGUGUCCUCAGUCCCAGGGAGCAGUGCCUGUGCCUGUGACAGGUAAUUCCUCCCAGCCUUCCGUAUUUAUGGGGUGAAUGGUGAUGCAUUUAAACCUUGGUGCAAUUAUGAUGAACUUCCUAAAGUAUUCCUUUGCUGGCAGGUGAGCUUACCCAUAACAGAGCUACCAGACAAACACAAGGUGUAAAAGAGGAAAGAGAUGUAGUCUGUAUCACUCCCAAAAUUGCGCUAUGCUUUGUGGUGGGAUGCACUCCACUGCCCAUGUUUAGAAUAUGAGAAUCAAGGAGGAGCUGAAGAAAAACAAUUCCAUUGCCUGAUCAUCUUCCCAGUCUCGAUUUUGGAACUGCAUUUUCAGGUGUUUUGGGGUCCUGAUUACUUUGUGUGAAGCUCAAAGGACAGAUACAGAAGGGGAUCGCUGAAGUGCAGAGCUCCCAGCUGCACCUCAGCCUGCUGCAGCCGCUGCAGGGUGCAGCCUGUGGUGACCAUGUCCUCCAGCCGUGGCACUGAACGUGUGACCUCAGCCCGGGCUGGAUCUGUGUGUGUGUGUGCGUGUUUGUACGUGUGCCUUCCUGUGAAAAGGGAAAAGUGGAAGGAAUGGGACAGCAAACUCACUAAAGCUUUAAAGUGUCCUUCCUCGUUAAAAAACAUGGAGUUUGUUCUGCUUUUUCUGAGGACUUUUUAUUUUUUAAUUGCUGCUUUUUCUGUUGCCUCCAGCUGCAGGAUCAGGGAGGUGUCCCUGUGUGUAAGGACACUCCAGCUCCUGCAGCUGCUCAAGCACUUCACAGGCUUUUUGCACUGCCAUGUCUUGUCUUUUCUCAGCUCCCUCUGUGGAAUUACCGAUCACAAGGUGUUUGUACCCAAAACUUGGGGUUCUGCCUGCUUGGUGUGUUCUGUUAAAGGUUCUGCAACACAGGAGUGGCACAGGCAAGGUGAGAUCCUGGGUGACCUGCUUCAGUGGAGGUCUGUAGGUAGAGUGGAGACGAAAAGCCAAAGAUGACCUUGGAAGCAGGGAGCAGGAAAGGUGGAGUGCUUGGAGACGUGUUUCAGGACUUCUGUAGGCAAACAUUGAAAGGGACUGACAGAAAUCUGUGUCUUAACAGAUGCAGGAGUUGGGAGAGAGGAGAAUUGAGGCUUUAGAUACAGGGACAGAAGAGCGAGCACAACCCUGAGUAGAUGAGGGUCCCAGCAAAAGUGUUUAAGUCUCCCUGAGGGAUUCCUUUUUAAUUAAACUAUACAUUCAGAUAUAAACCAAAACACUUUGGAUGAUGGGGAGCAGCAAAGCUUUCAGACACUACUUUGAAUUUCGUCUUUUCUUAAGUUUUGGAGAGGCUAUUGCUUUUCUGAAUUUGAGUUUUCCAUUUGCCAAAACUGUCUUCUGGAAUCAAUCCUAAUCAGUGUGUUGUAAUCAUACAGUCCUGAGCUUCAGACAGCAUGGGUGGGCACAAGCGCGAGUUCCUGCAUCCCAGUGGUGAUUAUCCAUCUAAAUAAAAUGUUUACUGGAUGUUUGUUACUGGCAGAAUCUGAUUUUUACCAGUGUACCUUCUUUUUGUAAUCACUCCUUGAUGGAAUAAAAACAAAAAUCUGCAUC
Molecule: messenger RNA, 3279 nt
Organism: Camarhynchus parvulus
Lineage: Eukaryota; Metazoa; Chordata; Aves; Passeriformes; Thraupidae
Gene: SLC25A51
Product: solute carrier family 25 member 51
Exons: 2
Coding region: 820-1662 (280 amino acids)
Source: RefSeq, a predicted model, not a curated record